Haplochromis burtoni (Burton's mouthbrooder) is the source of this 1604-nucleotide messenger RNA. RefSeq names its product duodenase-1. The transcript is spliced from 5 exons. Gene Ontology annotation, molecular function: serine-type endopeptidase activity. Gene Ontology annotation, biological process: proteolysis. NCBI's taxonomy places the organism in Eukaryota, Metazoa, Chordata, Actinopteri, Cichliformes, Cichlidae. Bases 2 to 823 code for a protein of 273 amino acids. The record is from RefSeq and is a predicted model, not a curated record.
GAUGCAUGAAGUAGUCGUCUGCCCCCCUAAACAACUGCAUUUCUCAGGCACAAUGCACACUCUGCAACUGUUUCUGCUCUUCCUAGCAAUGAUUUGUCUCCAACAAAAUGCAAAGGGGAGUGAAAUCAUAAAAGGUAAAAAAGCCAAGAAGAGUUCAAUGCUGUAUAUGGCAUCAGUGCAAGACACGAUAAGGCACGUAUGUGGAGGAUUCCUUGUCAGUGAAGACUUUGUAUUGACUGCUGCACACUGUGAUGAUUGGAAACCUAGAAAUGUUGUUCUGGGCACCCACAAUCUCAAGAAAGCUGAGAAGACCAUGAUAUAUCAAAUAAAAAAGAAGUGCAAGCAUCCUUCUUACAAGAAUGUUAAAUCUGGAAAUGAUAUCAUGCUUCUCAAACUGUCUGAGAAAGUUUACCUGGACAAAAAAAGACCAAUUAAGCCAAUUCAACUUCCAACUCAACAAAUAAACCUAAAAGAAAACAAAACCUGCACAGUAGCUGGAUGGGGAGCCACAAAAAGUGGUGGUGAAACUGUUGAUAGCAUGCAAGUGGUGGAUGUUCCCAUCAUUAACCUGGAGAAGUGUAAGAGGAUUUGGCAAAAUAGUAUUCCUGAUAAUGUUAUCUGCGCAGGAGGAUACUACAAAAAUAAAGGAAUUUGUCAGGGUGAUUCUGGGGGUCCUCUGGUAUGUGACAAGAAGAUGGCAGUUGGAAUUGUUUCCUUUAACAAUGGCAAAAAAUGUGACUAUCCUGAUGUCCCCAACGUCUAUACAGAUAUUUCAAAAUUCCUGCCCUGGAUUAAAGACAUUCUCAGCAAAAAGACUUGCUAAAUGUUUGAAUUAUAUUGUGGAUGUUGACACAAUUAAUAAUAAAACCUCCAUCAUUUGCAAUAUCCAUAACUACAGAAUGAGACAGCUGAUUACUGCUAUUUUUUUAAAUAUCCAAAUAAAACAAUUAUUUUUGUGAUCUUUAGAGAUAGUGGGGAGCAUUUUUAAAUCACUCCAGACAGAGCUUUAAACAUAAUAUGAAACUCAUCAGUGAAUUACAGCAGACGUAAAAGAGAAUAAAUAUAUAAUUAAAAGUGCAUUGUGUGCAAUACUAUGUGUCUAUUUUUGCUGUGCUUUACCUGUUCAUGUCCUUAGGACAGAGGCUUUCCACCAAAAAUCAGAGUAUGUGAUGGUCCUGUGAUGGUCAAAGAGCAGAGGAACUCCAAUAGUAUACAGACAACUCUGCUGCAGAGGGUUGGGCAAUCACAGCCUUGUCAGAUGGUGAUAGAUCAUCUUUGAGCAUCUUACAAUGCUGUGACUGCCCAACACUCCAUCAAUGGUACUAAUGGCCAUUGAUCAAUGGACAUGACAAUCUGCAUGUUAAUGACUCCUUAGGAUUUCUUAACCUGGAAGAUAUAUUUUUUUAUUUUUUUUUUAUUUUUUUUAUUUUAGAAAACAUAGUUUAGAAUUCAACUUUAUUGUCAUUGCACAUUGUUUCUUCAUGACGGUCAAAUUCAACAGUAAGAUACUGUCACUACACUAGCAUCUUCGAUUGUAAAAAUGAUGAUGAUUUUUGACGCUAAGACAUGUUUCACACCUUCAACACACACAUAUACAAAUGCAC